AUGACGGCCUCGUCGGGUCUCACAAUCGUGAUCAAACUAGGAACGAGUUCAAUUGUUGACGAAAAGACCCAUGAACCGAUCCUCUCGAUUUUGACCUUGAUUGUUGAGACGGUGACCAAGCUACAUAGAGAUGGUCAUCGGGUUGUCCUUGUGUCGUCUGGUGCCGUCGGGGUUGGCCUGCGAAGGAUGAAUGUGGACGAGCGACCAACUUACCUCCCGCGCAUACAGGCUCUCGCUGCAGUUGGUCAAUGUCGACUGAUGAGUCUUUGGGAUAAUUUAUUCUCACAUCUUCGUGUCCCUGUGGCCCAGAUUCUUUUGACAAGAAAUGAUAUUGCCGAUGCAUUUCAUAUUUCGUCACAGAGAACCCAAUAUGUCAACGCGCAAAAUACCUUUGAACAGUUGUUUGAUAUGGGAGUAAUUCCUAUUGUCAACGAAAAUGAUACCGUGGCCGUCUCUGAACUUAAAUUUGGCGACAAUGAUACCCUUUCUGCAAUUACUGCGGCCAUGAUCAAGGCUGACUAUCUGUUCUUGAUGACCGAUGUCGACUGUCUCUAUACUGCAAAUCCUCGGACCAAUCCAAAUGCAAAACCCAUUGAGGUGGUGUCCGAUAUAUCCUCUCUCGAGGCUGAUGUUUCGUCCGCGGGUUCCUCCCUUGGUACUGGCGGUAUGAGCACGAAGAUUGUGGCUGCAAAGCUUGGGACCAGUGCUGGUGUCACAACAGUAAUCACCAAGAGCUCAAAACCAGGAAACGUCCACGAGAUUGUAAAAUACUUGCAACAUAUUGAGGCUCACUCCGCGGCUGAUGAUCAAGCUGGGACACCGACUGCGCCUCUCCACACCCGAUUCCUUCGUUCGGAUACCCCCAUUCAAUCACGGACUUUCUGGUUGCUUCAUGGCCUGUACCCACAUGGUACAUUAUAUAUUGACCGCGGAGCUUACCACGCACUUUUGAAUAAUGCCAAUCUGCUCCCAGCUGGAGUGGUCGGUGUGGAAGGUCACUUUGGACAGCAAGAAUCUGUGAGGCUGGUCGUUGUCGACCGGCCAUCCUUAGAUGCCUUGAAUGGUGACUUUAUUCACCACGGAGAGGAACCCAAGGAGGUCGGUCGAGCUCUUGUGAAUUACGGAAGCAUUGAAAUUAUGCACAUCAAGGGCCACCGCAGCACGCAGAUCGAAGCGCUGCUUGGCUACGCAGAUAGUGACUAUGUGGCGAUGCGAGAAAACAUUUCGUUCCAUCCCGGAGAACCAAAACAUACGACGACGCCGUCCUUAACACCGGCUUUGGAGGAAUGGAAGACUCCUUGA
This is a messenger RNA of Penicillium bovifimosum, 1302 nucleotides long. Its product is annotated as glutamate 5-kinase. The coding region runs from base 1 to 1302 and encodes 433 amino acids. The record is from RefSeq and is a predicted model, not a curated record. Gene Ontology annotation, cellular component: cytosol; cytoplasm. Lineage: Eukaryota; Fungi; Ascomycota; Eurotiomycetes; Eurotiales; Aspergillaceae. Gene Ontology annotation, molecular function: RNA binding; glutamate 5-kinase activity; ATP binding. The transcript has 5 exons.